This is a messenger RNA of Durusdinium trenchii, 1040 nucleotides long. NCBI's taxonomy places the organism in Eukaryota, Dinophyceae, Suessiales, Symbiodiniaceae. The record is from the annotation of a GenBank genome assembly.
CACUGUGAACCAGUCCUUUCGUCUUCCGCCAUUCCGCACUCCCGGGAGUGCGCCAUGGACGACUCGCCUUGCAAGCCGCAUGAGCGACGAGCGGCCGCCGCGCGAGCUGAGAGAGCCGCAGGUCAGCAGCGGGAGCUUCAAAUGCUGGGCUUGAUGGCCAUGGAAGUGCGCGCCGUGUCCGCGCAGCUGCGCCAUGUGGGGCACAGUGCCACCACCGAGGCUGCGGUGACAAACGCCCGGGAAGUACAUGCCUUGCUGAGCCAGGAUCUCUCGCCCAAAGAAGAGAAGCAGAGGAGAUCGCUGGAGACAGAUCUACCGUCCACCGCUGGCUCCGCGCGUGACUCGUCCAGAACUGGCAGUGGUGACACAGGAUUGCUUUCCGAUGGGGGGAUCAGCAGCCUUCGUCGAGCAGAGGAAGUCUUGGAGACGACGCAAAGGGAGACGUCCCAGAUCUUACAGGAGCUCCGGCGGGAGAGUUGCUGCCUACGGGAGAUUUUGCAAGAAAUUCUGGCUAUGCCAGAGGUGGAGGCCAUAGCCCCAAUUCCUCGAGAUCGAGGCGAUCCUCACACCUCGCGCAGCGAGAGCGCACCCAUGUUGGUUGAGACGCAGAAGCAGAGAGUGGCUCGCGGUCGCUCACACUCAGUCCUUGACGCGGCAAGGGCACCACAGAUCUCCUUGCUUCGUUCUGAGAGCCACGGCAGUUUGACUCGUUCCUCCGUCCACCGCCGGCUUCAUCGGAGUUGGCACAACUCCUUGGAGAUGCGAUGCUACUUACAAGACCAACUCCGCCUGAUACAAGAGGCUGACCGAGAGCUCCGUAGGGAUGCAGCACUUCGUCCCUUCUCGAUCAGGGAGGUGUGUCCUGCACAGUGGGCCCUCGGAUGACCGCGAAGGCGGACAGGAAGCGGUUGACCGCGAAAUCAGACCUUGGGAGCUAGGAUGGAGAAAUUCCUCCGUUCUGCGAAGAAUCGUUGUCCCGACUUUGGCGGGUGUCGAGACAGUCGAGACAUCAAUGGACCUGUCGUUCAUGUCGAAAUCAC